AGCCGCACUGAACCCAACGACCGCCGUCGUUUCAGCUGGCGCGCUUCUCCGUCACACACACACACACACACACACACACCAUCAUUCUGUACCAUGUAUUUUUUUUCCCCCCAGAAGGUGUAUGUGUGAGGGACACGAGGAAGACAGAGAUUUGUGAGGGUUGAAGAGGAGAUUCUCCAGGAAGACGAAGAAGUUAAGAGGGAAUUUCGACAGUGGAUGACAGACAGCUGGGCUCGCCUGGCAGUGGCCCGGUGGUGUGCGUAUGUGUGCGGCUCCCGUCGGUGUUUGAAGUAGUGAAGGACGACCUGCAGCGUUGCGUGUGUCUGGCCAAUUUACGUCAGUGUGUGUGGUUCCUGUCGGUGUGUGUGUGUGUUGUUGUCCGGUGCUGGACCAGGGAGAACCACUCUCCUCUCUCAGCUCUUAUAUGGCAAAGUUUCUGGCUGAGUUGCUGGGAUGUACUCUACCAGACAAGGGCACUUCACCAGGAAUGUUCCAGUCUCGAAGUCAGCCCCAUCUAGGCCUGAGGCACUCCUCCAAGCAGCGGCCCACAAUCUUUGGGACGUUGACCAAUGAGAAGCCAAUAUAUGACAACAAAAGGGACAAUAUGCCUCAGACGUCACCGCUGACAGGCAUGCUGGUCUCCAGUGGUUACAACCAGAACCAGAACCAGACCAAGGAAGAGGGACUGUAUUACCAUGACAACACCCUGGUGUCCGGCUCGCUUGAGGCCCUCAUCCACCACCUUGUCCCCAGCAUGGACUACUACCCUGACAGGACAUACAUCUUCACCUUCCUGCUCUCCUCUCGUCUGUUCAUUCACCCCUACGAGCUCAUGUCCAAAGUCUGUCACUUGUGUAUGGAACAGCAGAGACUGAGUGACCCUCAGGCAGACAAGAUGAGGAUCAGGAAGUUGGCUCCCAAGAUCCUCCAGCUGCUUCAGGAGUGGACGGAGACUUUCUCCUACGACUUCAGAGACGAGAGGAUGAUGAGGAGCUUGAAGGAGCUGACCCAACGCCUGUCCUCAGGGGACGAGCUGUACAGGAAGGUGGUUCACCAGAUGAUUCAAGUCCUAAUCAGGAAGCUGACUACUCUGAGCCAGUACGAGGAAGCCCUGGUCAAGAUCAAUGCUACGGCUACAGACAGACUGACCGUGCUCAAGGCCAAGCCUCAGGCCAUCCAGAGGGACAUGCUGUCCAUCUGCAAUGACCCCUUCACCAUGGCCCAGCAACUCACUCACAUAGAACUGGAGAGACUGAGCAACAUCGAACCAGAGGAAUUUAUCCAGGCUUUUGAGAAGAAAGACCUUCUGGACAAUGAUAAGAGCUGUUUCAGCGACCAGAAGAAGGCUAGUAGCCUGGAGGCAUAUGUACAGUGGUUCAACAGACUCAGCUUCCUGGUGGCCACAGAGAUCUGCAUGCCCGUAAAGAAGAAGCAGCGAGCGCGAGUCAUGGAGUUCUUCAUCGACGUGGCGCGGGAGUGCUUCAACAUCGGCAACUUCAACUCCCUCAUGGCCAUCAUCUCUGGGAUGAACAUGAGUCCUGUGUCUCGACUGAAGAAGACCUGGAGCAAAGUCAAGACGGACAAGUUUGACAUCUUGGAGCACCAAAUGGACCCUUCCGGUAACUUCUACAAUUACAGAACGGCGUUGAGAGGAGCGACACAGAGGUCUAGAACAGCCAACAGCACUAGAGAGAAGAUCGUUAUCCCGUUCUUCAGCCUACUGAUUAAAGAUAUCUACUUCCUGAACGAGGGAUGUUCCAACAGGAUGCAGAAUGGGCACGUUAACUUUGAGAAAUUCUGGGAGAUGGCGAAGCGGGUCAGCGAGUUCAUGGUUUGGAAGAAGGUGGAGUGUCCGUUUGAGAAGGACCGUAAAAUCCUCCAGUACUUGCUUACCGUACCAGUGUUCAGUGAGGACACUCUGUAUCUGGCCUCUUAUGAGAGUGAAGGCCCUGAGAACCACAUGGAGAAGGACAGAUGGAAGUCUCUGAGAUCCACUCUGCUAAGUAGAGUCUAGAGCUUCUGAACAGAACCAUGUCAAACCCAUCUGACAACCAAGCCUUACCCUGCGGUGAUGUCCGAAUAACAGUGUCCCUGUUUGGAAGGGAAACAACAAAUCUGAACUGUACUAUUCAGCAGAAUCUUUUUCUGUUCCGCAGUCAAGGAUUUCUAGCUAAGAAUCCCUCCAGUUGAUUGGCUCUUUCUUCACGCUACGUUUCCAAGGACAGCUUCUUUUUUUUUCUUCAUCUCUUUUGUAUGAAUUUUGUAGCCUUUUAUUGAAGACUUUACGACCAUCACGACUGAGAAGAGGGGGGGGGGGGAUGCGGGGGGGGGGGGGGACCCAAGGAGAUGCUUUUUGUUGUUGUCCUUUUGUCGUCUGCUGAAAACCUUAUUUUUUUUAAAAAUGUAUUUUGUUGAAACACACCAUGUAUGUAUUCACACCCCGGGUGAAACACAGUUGAUGCAAAUCAUUGUCCCCGUGACAUUUUCCAGGUGUAUUUUCCUUUCUACGGAAACUAGGGAGUUGUCUGCUGGUUGGCCAACUGACUCAGUUCGAACAGGUGGAACUUUCUCUCUCCUUCUUUAAUGAACCAGCGUUUUGUUUACUGGGAACCAGUAUACUGUGUAAAUGGGGGUUAAUCCUAACCCACGGCUAUGUUGGUAGAGAUAUACAUGAAGCUAACAUUGUUUGUAGUGUUUGUUUGUGUGUGUAAUUUCAGGUUUUUCAUUCGCUAAUUGUUUUGUUUCUGUGGUCAUUUGUUUUGUCUACGGUUAUUGCGGAUGCGUUUCCUCUUUCUAAAACCCAGUUUGGUCGACCAACAGCCUUGACAACUUUGACCGGUAAAUAUGUUCAGAGUGCAUUGGAGAGAUAAUAUGAUGUCAUUUUUUGGGGGGUUUGUUUGUGUUUUAUAUAAAGCGUUGUGUGAUACUCUACAACGGGAAGAAACCCCUUUAUCUCCUCACCCUUUAUCAAUGGGACACCUCGGCCACGGGCAGAGGGGUGUGUGGCGAUUUUUGUGAAGAUAGAUAAUGGCACCCUAUUCCCUAUGAAGUGCACCCUAUUCCCUAUGAAGUGCACCCUAUUCCCUAUGCACUGCACUACUUUACUCUGGCAGUAUGUCUCUAUGCCCUGAUAAUCAGUGCUAUAAGGCUCUACCACUAGCCAGUAUGUCCCUGAUAAUCAGUGUUAUAAGGCUCUGCCACUAGCCAGUAUGUCCCUGAUAAUCAGUGUUAUAAGGCUCUACCACUAGCCAGCCACUCUGCUGGAAUAAAUAUAAUAUUGGAGGACUGGACUGUAAACUUCAAUCACUCAAGAUAAGCCAUCCUGUGUGAGAGUGGUUGUACCUACACACACACUGCAAUCCCCUCCCCUCCCCAUGAGUUUGGUAGUACAGAAAUACAAUGUGGUUGUAUCGCCCCCUGGUGGUUGAGUUAAGUAAGUGCGGUGGAGGAGCAGUGUUGAGUGAAUGAGAUGUGUGUGUGUGUGUGUAUAUGAUAGAGGAGAUUUGUUUGAGACUUGAGGAUGUGAAAGGUUUUUCCUCUAUUUAAUGCUGGAUCAAACUUCCUUUUUUCUCCUAUAUAUUUUUUUCUUCAUAUUGUUAUAAUUCUUUUCACCAAAUGUUGUUUUAUUUAUGAUCCUCUGUGUAGUUAUUAUUUCAUGUUAUGGAUAUUUACGAGAAUUUUAUUGUGUUUCUGCUUAUUUAAUUUUGUACUAGGUACAUAAUAUACUUAGGUAGUUAUCAGAUAUUGGCCUAACAAUUUUUUUUUAUACAGGUUUAUAUGAAAACACUUUCAGGGUACAAGCUAACACUAUGAAGUCAAAAAAUGAUGGGUGCGUUCCAGGCCGACUACAUUGCAGUCGUUGCAUAGCCGAUGUCUAUCCAGGCAUUGUGAGAUCUGGCAGGCAUCUGUAAUUUAGUCCGUCUGGAACGCGGCCAUUGACUGAUGUCUAGCUUGCCUUGCCUUUGCAUUUCUCCACUCUACAUGACAUUGUGGUUUACUGUGUAAAUGAUUCAGUUUUUUUUUUUUUCUACCUUGUGUUUUUCUGUUUGUAUUUGGACUGUUACGAUGGAAUAGAGGAUCUUUUUAUUACUGAGUUAGUUGUGUUAAAAGAGAAAGUGACAAAGUUAAUAAAAGAUUGCCUAAAAGGUGACGAGGGACACUG
This is a messenger RNA of Oncorhynchus mykiss (rainbow trout), 4162 nucleotides long. RefSeq names its product ras-GEF domain-containing family member 1B-A. Gene Ontology annotation, molecular function: guanyl-nucleotide exchange factor activity. Gene Ontology annotation, cellular component: plasma membrane. The record is from RefSeq and is a predicted model, not a curated record. Lineage: Eukaryota; Metazoa; Chordata; Actinopteri; Salmoniformes; Salmonidae. Gene Ontology annotation, biological process: Ras protein signal transduction.